UGGCUAUGCACCACGGUAUCCGAAAGAGAGACGCUGUCAACACGUGGGCUGAUGAGAGAUUGUGGGAGCCACUUGGAACAACAGCGUCCUGCAAGCCCAUCGUGGAGCCUGUGGUGUCAUUGUGAACAAUGCCGCGUUCGCUACGACGUAGGAUCGUGGAACGUUCUCCCAAAGUGUAGCGACCUGAUUAAGUUGUUCCGAAGAAGUCGAAGAUAAAUUGCUCCGUUCAUCGAAAACGUGCUGCAAAUUCGAGGCGCAGUUGACAGCUGCGUUGCGGUGCAUGGAGAUGACAUGGAUGGGACGCAUAUCUGUUCAGAAAUCAGUCGCAGGAUGGUCCCGAAGACCAGGGCAAGCGAGCAAGGCGGGUAUGUCCGACAAACAUCAAACGCUCCACUCAACCUCAGCGUCUCUUUCCCAGGUUCUCUAUUCGUCUGGCUCGUUCACUAAGUCAACCAGACUCGUUCUCUUUUCUAUUCUUUCCCAGAAUGCGCCACCUCGGUUUCUGUUUCCUGUCUCGUCGCUACAUGUUGCAAGCCAGGCGCCCGUCUUCGCACCCUCAUUUGUAUCCACCACAAUCCAUUGUUCAGUCGUCUUCAGCACAGCGAACGAGGUACUCGUGAACCACGUCUGCCAGGUGACACCAGACUUCCCGAAUGUUGACGUCGAGGUGAAACGUGAGGCAAUGCGCUGUCCUGCAUGCCCCUCCGCUACUGGCAGGGCUCGCAUGUGCAUCAAAGUGUCUCUGCAGAAAGGCUGCGAAAAGUACCUGCUACGAUUUGUUUGGGCCUCAUGCUGACACAAUGCUCUCGAUUUCUAUGCCGAGUAUUGCCUUACCUUUCACAAGUAU
Molecule: messenger RNA, 847 nt
Organism: Didymella exigua CBS 183.55
Lineage: Eukaryota; Fungi; Ascomycota; Dothideomycetes; Pleosporales; Didymellaceae
Exons: 1
Coding region: 281-796 (171 amino acids)
Source: RefSeq, a predicted model, not a curated record